This is a messenger RNA of Dracunculus medinensis (Guinea worm), 276 nucleotides long. NCBI's taxonomy places the organism in Eukaryota, Metazoa, Nematoda, Chromadorea, Rhabditida, Dracunculidae. The record is from the annotation of a GenBank genome assembly.
AUGGAAAAUGGAAAUGUUCACAGAGCUAUUGCAACAGUAGAGAAGUGCACUGGUACAGCAGCCUUCUUUUGUUUGAAGCCAUCGUUGGAAGCAUCUCGACCAUUUUCAUUUAUUUCAUUUUGUCUGAAUGAAAAAGCAGAUAUUAAACACGUGAUUUAUCCGCUACUUAGAUCGCCAGUUGUUUUUAAAACACGGCAAAAAACUGGACGAGUCGGCAAAGAUCGCCUUCUUCUCCGCAAGUUGGAUGAUCAGCGUAUGAAAGGUAAACGAAUUUAA